CAGAUGCUCUCCCGGGCCAAGCCGGCUGUGGGAAGCACCCCGCCGCAGGGAGACAGACGGAGGAAGAAAGGGAAGAAGGUGCCACAGCUGGAGGAGCUGCUGGCCGGGAGGGACUUCACCGGCGCCAUCGCCUUGUUGGAGUUUCAGCGGCACGCGGGUGAGCAACAGGAGGAUGCUGACCUCUGGAUCGGAUACUCUGCCUUCCAUCUGGGUGACUACAAGAGAGCUCUGGAGGAGUAUGAGGCCUUGACCAAACAACCAUCUUGCAGUCCUGAUGUUUGGGUGAACCUUGCGUGUACCUACUUCUUUCUGGGAAUGUAUACACAAGCUGAACAAGCAGCCUUGAAAGCACCUAAGAGUCGUCUUCAGAACCGUUUACUCUUUCACCUGGCACAUAAGUUCAAUGAUGAGAAGAAACUGAUGAGCUCUCACCAAAAUCUGCAAGACAUUACAGAGGAUCAGCUUAGCUUGGCAUCUAUCCACUACAUGCGGUCCCACUACCAAGAAGCUAUUGAUAUCUACAAAUGCAUUCUUCUUGAAAAUCGGGAGUACUUGGCUCUGAAUGUGUAUGUGGCUUUAUGCUAUUAUAAACUGGAUUACUAUGAUGUAUCACAAGAAGUGCUAGCUGUUUAUCUUCAGCAAGUUCCUGACAGCACCAUUGCUCUGAACCUCAAGGCUUGUAACCAUUUCCGACUAUACAAUGGAAAGGCUGCUGAGGCAGAACUCAAGAACUUGACGGACAGUGCCUCAUCAUCUUUUGAGUUUGGGAAGGAGCUCAUUAAACAUAAUCUGGUGGUGUUCCGAGGAGGAGAAGGGGCUUUGCAGGUGCUGCCUCCUCUGGUUGAUGUUAUUCCUGAGGCAAGACUGAAUCUUGUGAUUUACUAUCUCCGGCAAGAUGAUGUGCAGGAGGCUUAUAACCUGAUUAAAGACUUGGAACCUACAGCUCCACAGGAGUAUAUCCUCAAAGGAGUAGUAAAUGCAGCUCUUGGACAAGAAAUGGAUUCGAGAGAUCAUCUGAAAAUUGCUCAGCAGUUCUUCCAGUUGGUGGGUGAAUCAGCCAGUGAAUGUGAUACCAUUCCAGGGAGACAGUGCAUGGCCUCCUGCUUCUUUCUUCUUAGACAGUUUGCUAAUGUCCUGAUUUACCUCAACUCAGUCAAGAGUUACUUUUACAAUGAUGACACUUUUAACUUCAACUACGCCCAAGCCAAAGCUUCCAUGGGCCUUUUUAGUGAAGCUGAAGAGGUGUUCCUUUUGAUCCAGAGUGAGAAGAUAAAGAAUGAUUUUGUUUACCUUAGCUGGCUGGCUCGCUGCUAUAUUAUGAAUAAGAAACCACAGUUGGCCUGGAAGCUCUAUCUGAAGAUGGAGACCUCAGGGGAGUCCUUUAAUCUACUGCAGCUCAUUGCAAAUGAUUGCUACAAAAUGCGUCAGUUUUACUAUGCAGCCAAAGCAUUUGAUGUCCUGGAGAGACUGGACAGUAAUCCUGAAUACUGGGAAGGCAAGAGAGGUGCUUGUGUUGGUGUCUUUCAAAUGAUCUUAGCUGGCCGAGAGGCAAAAGAGACUCUGCGGGAAGUACUGCAUCUCCUGAGAAGCACUGGUAAUUCUCAAGUGGAGUACAUUAUCCGCAUCAUGAAAAAGUGGGCCAAGGAGAACCGAGUCCCUGUCUAAACCAAUGCCACAAAAUGAACACAGUCAGUUACUGCUUUCUGUGUGACUAUAAUACGUGGGGUUUGUUUUCUCCCAUGCAUUCUGAGUAUUUCCUUCUUUGCAGGACUUUCAGACAUGAAGCAGGUUGACCAAGCUGAGCAACAGUGUCGUUCAAUGAAGCUGCAAAACAGCCAGCAAUUUUGGGUUUUGUUUGUUUUUGUGUUGGAUUUUUUUUGUUUGCUUCUUGUUUUUGUUCAUUAAAGCAUUAUUGAUAUUUUUUCUAUGUAAAGAGUUCUAUAUACUACCAGCUUAGGGUAAAAAUACAACUACAUUCUGAACACUGUCCUUUUCUGGAUAAAUUGUCUCUUACUUAUAUCUGAAAGAGCUGUUAUCUCUCUAAACGCUAAUUCUGAAGAUGAGGGUUAAUCAGUCCCAAAUACUGAGAUUCAAAUUGGCUUAUUUGCUCUCUAGGUUAGUAACAAAGCAUGACGAUAGCAUCAAUUUCAGUGCAUGGAGGUUUGACUGACUUGAGUAUUUAAUCUUGCUUUGUUGAUGUUCAAAGGAACCAGAGCUGAAUCUUUAGAAUAAUUUUCUUCAGCACUUACUACCCUAGUUGUAAAUAAAUUUAUUAUACUUUUGAGGUAAUUACUCUAAUAUAUUCUGAGGAGAACAAUUCAGGACACAUGAUUCUAAAAGAAGACAAUAGUUAUAACACAGAAAUGUAUUAUAUGGUUUGCAGUGAAAAACAUUUGUAUAUUACUUGUAAAAGUAAAAUUUACAAUUUGUAAAUUUGUAAAUUACUUCUGAAGUAUUUUUGUAUCUUUUUUUUGGAGGGAGGGGAGUCUGGAUGCGGUAUUCACUGCUGUCUGUGCUUUGAUUAAAGCUCUUAAUUGAAUCUACAA
Messenger RNA from Meleagris gallopavo (turkey), 2546 nucleotides. Lineage: Eukaryota; Metazoa; Chordata; Aves; Galliformes; Phasianidae. The record is from RefSeq and is a predicted model, not a curated record.